Chenopodium quinoa (quinoa) is the source of this 1164-nucleotide messenger RNA. RefSeq lists its product as uncharacterized. The coding region runs from base 1 to 1164 and encodes 387 amino acids. The transcript is spliced from 2 exons. The record is from RefSeq and is a predicted model, not a curated record. Lineage: Eukaryota; Viridiplantae; Streptophyta; Magnoliopsida; Caryophyllales; Amaranthaceae.
AUGGAGCGAUUCGAGGGAAGAGAGGUGGUUCACCAGGUGCUUCAUUUGGCCAGACAGAGCAAAUACCUCACUUGGGUUAUGACUGAUACCAACAAUGUGUUGCAACAUGAUUUCAUGGCACACCCGAUCAUGACAAAUUUGCUACGCACAUACCCGUACGUGAUAGGUAUGGAUUCUACUUAUAAGACGAACCGAUACGGCAUGCCAUUCUUUGAGAUUGUUGGGGUUACACUGACUAAUCAGAACUUUCUUGUUGCAUAUGCAUUCAUGAGGUCGGAGUCCGAAGAAAGUUAUCAGUGGGUGCUUCAGUGCUUGAGGUUGUUGAUCAGUCUUGAGAUUUUGAGGUUACUUCCAUGUUUGAAAAAAAAGAAGGAGAUUGGUGCCAAGUUCAAAAAUGGGAGGUGGAGGCAUGUGAUUAAUGCUACAUCUGAAGUGGCGUAUAAAAGAGAACUUGUAGAGGUGAAAACCAAGUGGGGUCGAUGGGCGAAAGUGAUUGACUAUGUAGUGGACACUUGGCUCAUACACAAGGAGAAGUUUGUGAUGUUUUGGACGAACCAAGUACUGCACUUCGGCAAUGUUAACAACUAUAGGGUUGAGAGCCAGCAUUCGGCAUUGAAAUGUUGGAUUGACAGUUCAACAGGUUCUUUAGACACAGUUUGUGCUCAGGUGCACUACUCGAUUGGGAACCAGAUUAUAGCCAUUCGUAAUGGGUUGGAGGCAUGUAGAACAACUCAUGGUCAGAAGUACAAGCAAAAGCCUUUGCAUCAGCUGAAUGGAAAGGUAUCCCACUAUUGUCUGUCUAUUCUUCUCGGUGAGACGAAUAGGAUGCGAGGGUUGAGUAUGGAUGUCCAUCGACGUUGUGGGUGUGCUCUACGUACUACCCAUGGGUUACCUUAUGCAUGCCAAAUAUAUGACUCGAUUACUGCAAGGAAGGGGUUGUAUACGAAGAACAUUCAUCCAUAUUGGAGGACCCUUGUCAUUGGAGUGGGUGUCGACAUUUCUGAUAUAGUUGAUGAAAAUGAUGAGGAUCGAGCUCAUUUCCGCACCCUUGUUGAUCAGGUUAUAGCCAGCGACUCUGUGAUUCUUAAGCACGUGUCUCGAGUGAUUGAGGGUGAGAUGGAUUUUAACUACGAUGACCUUCAAGAGCCUCGAGUCAACCCCUGA